AUGGGUAACAACCCAUCCAAAGGACCGGUUGGCGAUGCGCCGCCAGUCCGUAGCUCGCCAAGCUCCUCAAAUGACAAAAAGGUUGCUCGUCGAUCUUCUCUCAAUGCUAUCUCCAAUGCGAAGGCUACCGCUGCCGACCCCUCUGCCACAAAAGAGACCGCCGCCGGUCAUUCGGCAACAUACCAAGGAUCCGUCCAAGAACGUCUCCAAUCGCGAAACGUGUCCGAAUCCUCGCCGAGAACUAUAGAGAAGCCCGUCGGUCACGAACCGCGGAGAGAGGAACCCUCGCAGAGCAAGAACAUUCCGACCCGCGACCACUCCAACCCCGUCCAGGUCCCGAUCUCACGCCAUGCACCGGGGCGCGAUCCUGUGGCACCAUCUGCCCCACCCCUCAACUCGUACUAUAGUGCAUCGGCUCACUUGCAACGUCCACCGAGGCUGCCAUUGCCUAUUGGGGAUGCCAAUACUACCCCCGGGUCCCCACUCGCCGGUCCCGAGGACUCACACAUCCAGUCACUACCCGCAGAUCAGGUUUUGGACCACCAGGUAGACCAGAAUGCUGCCGCUCUAGGUCAAAUAAGUAUCGAUGAAGAAGAGCUGCUUGAUGAACUCCAGCCUUACACUGUCAGUGGAGCUGGCAAGGCUGUCCCCGUCGUCAUCGAGUGGACAGCACCUGCUCAGAAAGUCUAUGUCACUGGAACUUUCGUUAAUUGGGAGAAGAAGUUCCGCCUACACAGAAGCGAAAAUAAUCCCUCUGUUAUGUCAACUACUCUGAACCUUCGACCUGGCACGCACCACCUCAAAUUCAUUGUUGAUGGAGAAAUGCGUGCCGCGGAUAACCUUCCCACUGCAGUCGACUUCACAAACCACCUGGUUAACUAUAUCGAAAUUGGCACAGAAGAUGCUCAUGACCAUCACGCAGCUGUUCAGCCGGGAGCUCACCCUCCGCAGACUGUGCCGGAUUCAUCUAAGCAAGACCAGUCAGGUGAUGCAGAGGAUGAUCCUCCCGAGAAGGAGGAGGCCGAGGAAGAAGUGCCGCCCGGUGACUUUGGAAGCGCGAUUCCUCAGUUCCUUGCUGAUCUGGACAAGGAGGAGGAUAGCCCUGCUUACGUCCAGGCUGCCAAUGUCAUUGGAGACACUGCGACUCCACCAAGUCUGCCUCUCUUCCUGGGCAAGUCUAUUCUUAAUGGAACCACCCCAAUGAAAGACGAUAGCAGCGUGCUGAAUUACCCGAAUCAUACUGUCCUCAACCACCUUGCUACUAGCAGCAUCAAGAACGGUGUUCUGGCUACAAGUGUGACCACGAGGUACAAGAGAAAAUAUGUCACGACUAUUUUGUACAAACCAACCGGAGACAUAACCGGCGAAUGA
Messenger RNA from Penicillium brevicompactum, 1371 nucleotides. Its product is annotated as putative Snf1 kinase complex beta-subunit Gal83. Gene Ontology annotation, molecular function: protein kinase binding. Bases 1 to 1371 code for a protein of 456 amino acids. The transcript has 3 exons. The record is from RefSeq and is a predicted model, not a curated record. Lineage: Eukaryota; Fungi; Ascomycota; Eurotiomycetes; Eurotiales; Aspergillaceae. Gene Ontology annotation, biological process: signal transduction. Gene Ontology annotation, cellular component: nucleus; cytoplasm; nucleotide-activated protein kinase complex.